AUGGAUGUUGACACGGUAGAUGAGAAUGAAACACCCGCAGAGUCGCAGAAGGCUGCAGGGAAGAAGCCACUCAGUCUCCCGGUAGAUGAUGCACACCCGCUAGAUCUCGACGCUAUCACAUCGAGCUACACAGAUCGCUCUAUCGUCGAGCGACUGGUGCAUAUUACCGCGGCGUGUCCAGCAGUGGCGGUUCAGGCUCUGCAGCUUGCUCUCGAUCAAGUCUUCAAGAUGCGCGACACGAACCUCUAUUUCUCUGUCCGAAGUGCAUACGAACAGUGUCAAGGGAACAGUCAAGGACAGCUUCCGCCAAUUACUGAGAUUGCGCCGCUCGACCAGAAGUGGAUCGAUGAAACGGCGGCGAAGAAUGCUGCGGAGAAGAACAAACUCGAGGUCGAGCUCAAGACAUACUCGAGUAACAUGAUCAAAGAGAGCAUCAGAAUGGCUCAUCGAGACCUCGCCAACUACUAUCGAGCAGUAGGAGACCAAGCCAGCGCCCUAAAGCACUAUACCAAGUCGCGCGAAUUUUGCACGACCAGUCAUCACGUACUCGAUAUGUGCUUCUCGAUUAUUGAGCUGCUCAUUGAGCACCGGAACUACGCUCACAUGUCAACAUAUGUCUUCAAAGCUGAUGCGGCGCUCGAUGCCACAGCAAGCACCGCGCGUCCCACGGGGCCCACAGCGCCCGCAAAUUCAUCGGCUAAUCGCGUGCUCACCGAGCGCGAAAAGGUUCAGAGCAAGCUGGAUGCCGGUCUCGGGCUGUCACACUUUGGACAAGGUCAAUACGAGAAGGCCGCUAACUUCUUUGUCAAAGUUGGGCCCAUCAAGUCCCUGGGCACCUGGAUUGGUACGGUCAUCGCACCGGGAGAUAUCGCGGUUUACGGCACGCUAUGUGCACUGGCGACGUUCCCGCGACCUCAGAUCAGCUCACAGAUUCUCAAUAACGACGGAUUUGGCGCCUUCAUCGAGCAGGAGCCAUACGUGCGCGAGCUGAUCGAGGCGUACAUGAGUAACCGCUUCAAGGAUGUGCUGGGGAUUCUCGAGAAAUACUCGACACGCCACGCGGUUGACCCACACCUCGGAGCGCACAUCCAAAUUCUCAUCAAGUUGAUCACGAAUCGCGCACUGGUGUUGUUUUUCCAGCCUUUCGUAUCGAUUCGGCUGGAGCGCAUGAGCACGGCGUUCGGAUGGACCGUCGACGAGCUCGAGCAGCACGUCGUCGCACUCAUCCAGUCUGGCGAGAUCAAGGCGCGCGUUGACCGCCAGAACAAGAUCUUAAAGGCAAAAGAGACAGACCAGCGGUCUGUGCUCUACGCUCGUGUGAUGAAGUCAGGGGAGCACAUGGCAUCCGCAAACCGCAAGCUACUACUGCGUUUGCGAUUGUACGUACAGGCUCCACUGUGCAACUCACGUUGA
Molecule: messenger RNA, 1413 nt
Organism: Postia placenta MAD-698-R-SB12
Lineage: Eukaryota; Fungi; Basidiomycota; Agaricomycetes; Polyporales; Adustoporiaceae
Exons: 7
Coding region: 1-1413 (470 amino acids)
Cellular component (GO): COP9 signalosome
Source: RefSeq, a predicted model, not a curated record